Messenger RNA from Radiomyces spectabilis, 1548 nucleotides. RefSeq lists its product as uncharacterized. The transcript has a single exon. NCBI's taxonomy places the organism in Eukaryota, Fungi, Mucoromycota, Mucoromycetes, Mucorales, Radiomycetaceae. Bases 93 to 1442 code for a protein of 449 amino acids. The record is from RefSeq and is a predicted model, not a curated record.
UCAGACAUCCGGUUUCUGACGAAUUAUCGGAAAGAAGCAGUAUCUGAUUUCAUAUUUCUCAGUGACCGUCUUCACCAGAAACGCGAUUCGUAAUGACGACAACGAAUGCAGGAUCGGAUCAUGGAAGCGAUGCUGAGACACGCAAGAUUGAGCCUCAACGACAUGACUCGGAUAUGAAGGACCGGUAUGAAGUGCCAAAUUUGACGUGCGAUCACGGUCAGCCAUCAAAGAAGGCUUUACCAGCACCCACCGCCAGAAAAAGCCAUUCAAUGACGGACGUUUAUAAUGUACCGCCAUCGACCUUGCUUUCACUAUUUUCGCGCAAGAAAGUUGCGUUAAACAAUUAUUUAGGCACCACGACAUGGACUUCGUUACUGGCUUCGCCCAACCAAGCGUGUGCUCACGAGUUUUCAAGGAUAAAUGACUGUCCUGCAGGUCAUUUUUGCGAUGCGACGAUUCAAACGUGUGUACCGCAGCAUGGGCUCGGUGAACAAUGCACACAAAGCUUAGAAUGCGCGUCGCAUUAUUGCCAUCACUCUCGCUGUGCAUCGCUUGAUAUCGAUUAUACCAAUAACUUGAAGAGUGGCCAGAUUGCCGGCAUUGUGAUUGGUGUGGUGGCCACUUUAUUCUGCUUCCUUUACUUUCUUUUAUGGUGCCAAAACAAACAAAGUCGGUUACGACUCCAACGAGCCAAGCAAUUCCAGCAGUUUCAUAAUAUUGACAGUGAGCUAUACCCACGACGCAAACAUGGUGCUAGUACCGGCCAAUGGGGCUUUCUUUCCCAGGCUUUUCGGAAACCGGCCGGUUCCAGUGACCCCGAGAACGAAGGUAUUGUUCACUCCAACGAGGUGUUAAUGCCCGACACCAAGAAAAAAACGGAAGACGAACAACGAUCCAUCACAGACACAAUCUCAACCUAUAAACCCAUAAUGCCACAGUCCAAACCUUCAGAUUCUUUUGCAUCUGACGUGUACAGCAAAUAUCAAAACGGACAAACAGCAGCAAAGCAUACGAGCAUCAUACCCAUUGGGCAACCGCUCAAACCCACGACCGCCAAUACCCCGCCAGAGAUGCCCCAGCCGCUUAAAAGACAGAGUUACGACCGACAAUCAACCUCCAGACAUAGUAUCUAUAGUCAAGGGUCGUAUACAAUAGGGCGGCCUGUCCGGCAAUCGAUGGCCAGCAGUGUCUCUACGAUCACUGAACGGACCCUGCAUCAAGGCGGACUUUGGGACGAUGGCUUGGUUUCCAGUUCAGGGUCCGAUCGGCAUUACUCACGCUAUUCUUAUCAGAGCCAACAGCAUUCGGUGUGUGCGUACGACGAUUGGAGCUAUCAUGAAGGUCCUAUAUCGCUUUCUUCUUACACGAGCGAUCAUGAUUUAGCAUCCAUAGCCAGAAAUUCCAUCGCUUCGGCAAUUACAUACCAUCAAAAAAGGUACUAAAAUCCAAUAAAAAGAAAACUCGUUCACAUCAUCAGUCAAGUUGCACAAGAGGUGACGAAAAAAGAGAAACCCAAAGCAACCAAAACCUAGCACCGAAUGAACAUGG